AUGAGGGCUUCGCCGUCGCCGUCGCUCGCCGGUCCACCGCGUCACCUCGACGCCCGCCGCCCGCGCAGUGCCCAGACGCAGACGGUGGCCGUGAAUCUGGUUGAGACUCCGAGCCAGCAAGGUACUCAUCACUUUCAGCUCCAUGUGAGCGAGUGUGUUGAGACCAAGACCGUCACCACCACCACUCGCCUCACGCGAAAGUUCCCCCAGGUCUUCGUACGCGAUCCUACGCCCUUGUCCACCCUCGACGCCAGAGAAUACCCUCUAGCUAGGAAGCCCACGCCUCCCGAAUUGUCUGGCUUCUCCUUGAUAAAUCCUGGCCGUGUCGAUGAUAUGCAGUUCCUCAAACAAGAGGACCCAGAAGAAGCAGAAGAACACGAGCAUGUCAAGCACGAGGUCGACGACGACCCCCUGAUGCCAGCCAACCAUAUUGCCGUACGCAAAUCGACAGCCCGCGGCAAUACAGAUAGCAGUGUUGAUGUACUAACUCGUCGCUCUCAUCAGUUUCCUCAUCGGCUCAGUACAGGACGUACACGUCCCACUUCGGAGCCUCAGCCUCUGGCACCCCAGCCGACAAACGCCCUCCGCCGCUCCAGCCGACAUUCCUCCAUCUCCCCUAGCGAGCCUCUCGCUCGCCGCACCAGACAGUCUAGCCGACCAUCUCUCGCCGAUUCCUCAACCUCCGUGCCGCAAGAUACGAAACCGCCUACCGCUCGCCAAACUCGAUCUUCCCGCUCACAAUCUUUAUCCAACCGUCUGCGUCGAUCUGUUGCCCAGCCACAGCCGAGCAGCAGUGGGCGGCAGCCUGGUGAUGGCUCUCGUGUGGACGGGAGUGCUGGGUUUUUGGCCACCCCGGGUACCUCCAGCAUCUUGGGAUCGUCACAAUCACGGGCUGCUAAAGGGAAGGCCCGUCAGUUGGACAUAGUGCAAGAUUCGCGGGAGACGACGCCCACGACCCAGCUCCAGUACGAUGCUGGCAGCCCGGCAGGAAGCGAAGCUCACACAAUCUUUAGCAGUAACGUGGCGACACCUCCAAUAACUGAUGCCGACGCUGAGCCCUUUGGCGAUACCGAUGAAUCGCUUCAACGAUCGAUCCGCCUACACCAACGGCCCUCAAUUGACAUUCCGACAGCUCAGGAUGCUAGCCUGCCGAGCCCUCGCCUCUCGCCCACUCUGGCUGCUGGGACGCUGCCACGGACAGGCGACGCUAUCAACGACGAUGAAGAGUCUUCGUUCGAUGCUUCCAACCAUUCGGCCUGGCCUGCUACUCAAUCAACCGACGACGUGGGUUCCAUGGAACUGGCGCCCAUGGGCUAUAGACACGAGGACUCGCGCGAAUUGAGUCGAGCGCGCCAGCCUUUCCUUGCUGAUACGCAGACCUUACUUGAGGCUUUUGACUCGAUGAAGACAGAGAUGAAGACGUUCAUGAUGUAUCAGUUCCUGCGGCGCUGCCCUCGCGCGACACUUCGGGUUAUUGCUGAUGCAGUGAACCCUGCUCUCAAGUGCGAUUUUCUUAGGCAGCUACCUCUUGAACUGGGUUACCACAUCCUCGCCUAUCUUGAUUUUCGCGAUCUCUGCCGGGCUGCUCAGGUCUCCAAGCACUGGCGGAACAUGGUUGAUCGCAACGAAACCGGCUGGAAAGAAUUAUUUGAUAUGGAUGGCUUUGCAUUACCGCCAGGCGAACUCACCAAGGCAAUAACACAAGGAUGGGGCUGGCAAGAUCCGGUUGGCCCAACUGGUCACGAGCGUGAUCUAAGCAUGCACAGUCGUCUCGUUGCCUCUUCGAGGGACCUCGUCCGUUCUGUCAAGAAUGAGCAACUGUCCAAAACUCGAAGCGCAAAGCGAAAGCGAGGCAUCAGCGCGUAUAGCGUGACUGAACGAUCAAAGCGCCGUGCCUUUCCGAACGAAGCAAUUGUCUCUCGACAUGAUGGAGAAGAGAGGGAACCGAAGCAGCACAAGUCCGAAGGCCCCAUAUCUGCUGCCAACGCUGCCGCUUUAGCUGUGCCUGACCCGCAGCUUGGGUUACCCAGCCUUCGACAGCUACAUCUCUACAAGUCCCUCUACCGCCGCCACCACAUGAUUCGGCAAAGUUGGACAAGUGGGAAAGUCAAGCCUAGACAUGUGGCGUUUGGGGCACAUAUAAGACAUGUCAUUACCUGUCUGCAAUUUGACGAGGACAAAAUCAUUACCGGAAGCGAUGACACGUUAAUUCACAUAUAUGACACCCGUACGGGCAAGCUACUGAAGAAGCUCGAGGGGCACGAAGGCGGUGUCUGGGCUUUACAGUACGAGGGCAAUAUUCUGGUAUCUGGGUCGACAGAUCGAUCGGUUCGAGUAUGGGACAUUGAGCGAGGGUUGUGCCAGCAGGUAUUCUACGGGCAUACUAGCACGGUUCGCUGCCUGCAAAUCCUCAUGCCUGCAGAGACGGGCCGUACCCAUGAUGGUAAACCCAUUAUGCAGCCAGAGAAGCCCUUGAUAAUCACAGGAUCCAGAGACAGCCAGCUCCGCGUCUGGCGUCUACCCGAAGUUGGCUCUAGGCGCUACAUUCAGACGGGACCGCCGGCACAUGAAUCUGACUGCCCAUAUUUUAUCCGAGUUCUCAUCGGCCACACUCACUCAGUGCGUGCUAUUGCCGCACACGGAGACACGCUCGUCUCUGGUUCCUAUGACAGCACUGUUCGAGUAUGGCGCAUCAGCACCGGCGAAGCUGUGCAUGUCCUCCACGGUCAUGCUCAAAAAGUUUAUUCCGUUGUAUUGGACCACGAACGCAACCGAUGCAUCUCGGGCUCGAUGGACUCGUAUGUCAAGAUCUGGGAUCUGGAUACUGGCGCUUGCUUGCAAACGUUGGAAGGCCACAAUAUGCUUGUCGGUCUCCUAGAUUUGCGCGACGAGCGCCUUGUAUCCGCAGCCGCAGACUCGACAUUGCGCAUCUGGGAUCCCGAAACCGGUAAAUGCAAGCACACGUUGAUGGCUCAUACAGGAGCUAUCACCUGUUUUCAGCAUGACGGCCGCAAGGUCAUCAGUGGCAGCGAAAAGACUGUCAAGAUGUGGGAUAUACGCAGUGGGGAAUGGGUUCAGGACUUGCUCACCGAUUUGCGCGGUGUUUGGCAGGUUAAAUUUGACGAGCGACGAUGUGUCGCGGCUGUCCAACGCGGUGAUCUAACAUAUGUUGAGAUCCUUGACUUUGGCGCUGUUCGUGACGGCGUCCCGCCUGAGGAGCUCGGUACGCGGAAACUCCUUAACGAGACAGAGAUUAGAGCGAUGCUUGAAGAAGAACCGUAG
Messenger RNA from Cordyceps fumosorosea ARSEF 2679, 3282 nucleotides. RefSeq names its product WD repeat containing protein pop1. The transcript has 2 exons. NCBI's taxonomy places the organism in Eukaryota, Fungi, Ascomycota, Sordariomycetes, Hypocreales, Cordycipitaceae. The record is from RefSeq and is a predicted model, not a curated record. The coding region runs from base 1 to 3282 and encodes 1093 amino acids. Gene Ontology annotation, molecular function: protein binding.